Leptopilina heterotoma is the source of this 621-nucleotide messenger RNA. RefSeq lists its product as uncharacterized. The record is from RefSeq and is a predicted model, not a curated record. The transcript is spliced from 2 exons. Lineage: Eukaryota; Metazoa; Arthropoda; Insecta; Hymenoptera; Figitidae. The coding region runs from base 155 to 361 and encodes 68 amino acids.
GGGUGAAAGCGAGUUGUAGUGGGAGUUGAAGAGAAAAGGAAUGCCAGUGUAAGAGGCUAUAGUAAAAGAGGUCUCUUGUAAAUUGAGUCACAAAAUCUAUUUGUAAAAUUAUUUACUUGAUUAUUCUUUGGAGUGUGAAAGAGAAAACAUUACAAUGGCCUGCAGCAAUCCAAUUAUUUGUAUUUUUUGGCUACUUGUACUUGUGUUUGUUUCAUUUAUCGUGGCAUUUUUCUUAGCUCCAUUCUAUGUUAUUGUACACUGUCUGACUGCGUUUAUAAGUGGACUUGAUGAAUGCGCAAAUUUACUGUUGAAGGGAGUCCAAUUUCCACAUCAUUGCGCGAAACAAAUGUGCAACAGUUGAAAAAAUUUUCUUUAAUUUAAAAAAAAUAAAUAUUAACUUAGUACUUAACAUCAUGGAAUUAAAUUAUUUUUGAGAAUUCAGGAGAAAUGUGAAGAAGCUAUAUAUAUUUCACAUAUAUUAUAUAUAAAAGCAUGGCUUUUUGCAGUACCUGUUAUAUUAAUUAUAUUUAUUUUUUAAUAACCAUUUUGUGCCAAUAAAAAAAUGUAUUCAUCACAUAUUGUUAAUAAUAUAUAUGUAACAUAAAUGUAUAUUCUAAAGUA